Molecule: messenger RNA, 1553 nt
Organism: Sus scrofa (pig)
Lineage: Eukaryota; Metazoa; Chordata; Mammalia; Artiodactyla; Suidae
Gene: RABEPK
Product: Rab9 effector protein with kelch motifs
Molecular function (GO): protein binding
Source: RefSeq, a predicted model, not a curated record
GCCGCGGGGGUUGCUGGGAUUUGUAGUUUUCCAAAGUACCAAACAGUCUUCUUUUUCUUUUCUUCCUCUGGACUUUCACCUCUGCGGAACCCAGCGAGGCUUUUCCGGUACAAAACAGCGAAAUUGUAAACUCCAGGAGGCCAAGGGCCACCUUUGCCUGGUUCAACAUACUGCCUGCCAUGGUUACAAACGUUAAUUAUAGAAUGAGAGAGCUGUUUACGGCGCCAAAGCUUGAACUGGCCGAAAGAUUAAGCAGGGAGAAAGCACCCUCAACUCUCCCUUUCCUUUCAGAAACCAUUGCGCACAAGCGCAGGAACUGAAAAUAUCCCAGCUCCUUUAAGACAGCCCAGCUGCCUAAAGGGAUUUGGGUCACCUAAAUGGAUGCCCAACCGCUGGCGUUUUGCUUGCAUAGGACACCAUGAAGCAGCUGCCAGUCUUGGAGCCUGGAGACAAGCCCAGGAAGGCAACAUGGUACACCUUGACCCCGACUGGAGACAGCCCCUGUGCUCGGGUUGGCCACAGCUGCUCAUAUUUACCCCCUGUUGGUGACUCCAAGAGAGGGAAGGUCUUCAUUGUUGGGGGAGCAAAUCCAAACAGGAGCUUCUCAGAUGUGCACACGAUGGAUCUGGGAACACACCAGUGGGAUUUAACCACCUCAGAGGGCCUCUUGCCCCGGUACGAACACGCCAGCUUCGUUCCCUCCUGCGCACCUCACAGCAUCUGGGUGUUUGGAGGUGCCGACCAGUCAGGAAAUCGAAAUUGCCUACAAGUUCUGAAUCCUGAAACCAGGACUUGGACCAUGCCAGAGGUGACCAGCCCACCCCCAUCACCAAGAACAUUCCAUACAUCAUCAUCAGUGAUUGGAAACCAGCUGUAUGUCUUUGGGGGCGGAGAGAGAGGUGCCCAGCCUGUGCAGGAUGUGAAGCUGCACGUGUUUGAUGCAAACACCCUGACCUGGUCACAACCAGAGACACUUGGAGAACCUCCAUCCCCCCGGCAUGGUCAUGUGAUGGUGGCAGCGGGGACAAAGCUCUUCAUCCAUGGAGGCUUGGCAGGGGACAAGUUCUAUGAUGAUCUCCAUUGCAUUGAUAUCAAUGACAUGAAAUGGCAGAAGCUAAGUCCCACAGGGGCAGCUCCCACAGGCUGUGCUGCCCACUCAGCUGUGACCGUGGGGAAACACGUGUAUAUCUUUGGAGGGAUGACCCCCACUGGAGCACUCGACACAAUGUACCAAUAUCAUAUAGAAAAGCAGCAUUGGACCUUGCUUAAAUUUGAUAGUUUUCUACCCCCUGGACGAUUGGACCAUGCCAUGUGCAUCAUUCCAUGGGCAGAGAGGUGUACUUCCGAGAAAAAUUCAAAUUCUGCUGUGCUAAACUGUGAUGCUGAGAAGGGGAAUUCCACUGAGAAAGGAGUAACCCAAGACGAUGACUCACAAGAAAGGCAGUCGGACACAUUGCUCUGUUUUGUGUUUGGUGGGAUGAAUACAGAAGGGGAAAUCUAUAAUGAUUGUAUUGUGACUGUAGUUGACUAAUAAAACGCACAUUUUUAUUACU